This is a messenger RNA of Homalodisca vitripennis (glassy-winged sharpshooter), 1400 nucleotides long. Its product is annotated as protein big brother-like. Gene Ontology annotation, cellular component: core-binding factor complex; nucleus. The record is from RefSeq and is a predicted model, not a curated record. Bases 25 to 768 code for a protein of 247 amino acids. Lineage: Eukaryota; Metazoa; Arthropoda; Insecta; Hemiptera; Cicadellidae. Gene Ontology annotation, biological process: regulation of transcription by RNA polymerase II. The transcript is spliced from 7 exons. Gene Ontology annotation, molecular function: sequence-specific DNA binding; transcription coactivator activity.
GCAGGACGAUCAGUUCCCUUCGGCAUGCUGUCGAUGAACGACCCAGCAGGCGCUCUUGCGGGUAUGUUACCUUUCGAUUCGAUCGGACUGUACGAGCAACCCAAACCGCGCUUCAUCUUCAAGAUGCCCCGUGUUGUGCCCGACCAGAAGGCGAAGUUCGAGUCGGAUGAGCUCUUCAGGAGGCUGAGCCGCGAGAGUGAGGUGCGGUACACCGGCUACAGGGAUAGGCCUCUGGACGAGAGAGUGCUCCGCUUCCACAACGCUUGCAGAGAGGGUCACACGGAAAUUGCGUUCGUGGCCACGGGUACCAACCUACAGCUGGUAUUCAACCCCACGGCCAACGGCUACCACCUAAGUACUGCUAGCAGAGAGUGUGACUUCGACAAAGAACAAGGAAAGGUCCACCUGCGUUCCCACUUCAUCAUGAAUGGAGUCUGUGUGCGGUGGCGCGGCUGGAUCGACUUGGAACGUCUCGAUGGAGUUGGCUGCUUGGAGUUUGACGAAGAAAAAGCUAUGAUCGAAGACUCCAUGUUGAGGGAGCAGAUCGAGCGCUACAACAUGCGACUGCGGGAGUUCGAGGAAAAACAGAGGCAAUAUAGAGGACAACAAGAGCGUGGUCCAGAUCCAGAUCUCGAGCUGAGGAUGGCCUCCAGUCUCCAGCAAGGCCCGCACCACCAAGGCGGUCGCUGCCACGGAGGACCUCAGAGAGUCGGCCUCAGUUUGCAAGGAAGAAAGAAGACAGAAAUGACACAUGGACAUCACAACUAGAUCUACAUCUACUGUCAGAUUUGACCAUAGCAACUUGUCUCCUUUCCAUCGAUUGUUUGUACAGAAGACAUAUCAAUGUUCAUGCUCGUUCAUUAAUCAAUGGAAAUUGUUCUAAUUACGGUUUUAUUCAAUGAUAGUUUUUAAGAUCUGUGAGAACCCAUAGCGUAAAACUCACCGAUGCUGUUGAAAUAAACUAGUACUUCCAAAAACUUCUAAACAUUUUAUGAAAGAGACGCCUUUUUACAGAAAUAGCUCAUUGUAAUUGUAAUUUAUAAAAAAUAUAUUGUUGUGUACUACCAACUCAUGAACAUAUUAUUACUCUUUAUCAUUCCACACACAAACUUGAGUAAUAUUUGUUAUUAUUUUUUGGCAAGACUAAAAAUGACUCAAAGAAGAAAGUAAACUAGCCCAUAUGUACAAAAUUCACUUGUCUGCAGAAAGCUGAUUAGAAAUGAUCUAAUACCUUGUCCUUGUGUCAAAAACUUACUGUAAAUAGCAAGUCUUACUUGUUUUAUUUGUUGUGUAUUUAUUGCGAUGUAGAUGUUAAUACCAAAAAGUAUUGUAAUGUAAGUGCUGUGCUGGUUUUUGUUUUUUUGUUAUUAAACCUAUUGAUGGUCAAUUAUUGUUUGAAA